AUGUCUUUCUUCUUUUAUUUCUUCCUUGUUUCCUUUCUCUUCUUCUCUCCAUGCCUUUCUACUAGAACAAAAACAUUCUUUUCUCCCUCCAAAACUAUUAAUCCCACAAAUCAUGAUCAUAAAUUUCAAACUUAUACAUGGCAUGAAUUUAAAUUUUUUGUGGAUGCUAGCAAAGGCAACAAAAUCAAUGGAAUUUCUGAGCUCAAGAAAUAUUUUCAUCGAUUCGGAUAUAUGAAGAUGGAUUAUAAUAGCUUGAACUUCACAGAUUUAUUUGAUGAUCACUUAGAACAUGCCUUGAUUAAAUAUCAAGAAAAGUUAGGCCUUUUAGUCACGGGAAAACUUGAUGAAAAUACAGUUUCUCAGAUUAUUUCACCUAGAUGUGGCGUAUCCGAUUCUACGCCUAAAUUAUUCAUGCAUGCAAAGAGAAACUAUGCAUUUUUCACAGGCAAGCCAAGAUGGUCUAGAAGUAUACCAAUAACGUUAACGUAUGCAUUCUCUAAAGAGUAUGUAAUAAAUUCAUUGAGUAUGUUGGAGAUAAAGGAUGCUUUUCAACGCGCGUUCAACCAUUGGGCAUCGGUAAUACCGGUUACCUUCAUGGAAAGCAACGAUUACGGAUUUGCAGAUAUUAAAAUAGGGUUUUACAAAGGUGAUCAUGGAGAUGGAGAGUCAUUUGAUGGUGUUCUAGGGGUUUUAGCUCAUGCAUUUUCACCAGAAACCGGUAGAUUCCAUCUAGACGCGGCGGAGACAUGGGCAGUUGACUUUGAAAGAGAGAAAUCAGAUGUAGCUAUUGAUUUGGAAUCAGUAGCUACACAUGAGAUUGGACAUUUGUUAGGGUUAGCACAUACUUCAGUUCAAGAAGCAGUAAUGUUCCCUAGCUUAAAACCAAGAGAAAAGAAAGUUGAUUUGAAAAUGGAUGAUAUUAAGGGAAUACAAGCUCUUUAUGGUUCAAACCCUAAUUUUAGUUAUAAAGCUCUUUCAGAAUCUGAUACUUCAACAAACAAUGGAGCUACUUUGAUGAAGAGACAAUUAACAUGGUCUAAUUUUAUUUUAGUCUUAAUCUUGUUCAUGUCUAUGUAAAGAAAAGAUACAAACUAUAUACAAAAUUCUUUUGGUCAUGGUCAUGUAAGAAAUUGACUUUUGACCCUUUUGCAUUAGAGAAAUCAUAGCAUCUAGAAAGUACCAUAAUUGCUAGGUUAUAUGAAGUUUCAAUUACUAAUUUUGUUCCAGCCA
Messenger RNA from Solanum tuberosum (potato), 1230 nucleotides. Its product is annotated as metalloendoproteinase 4-MMP-like. NCBI's taxonomy places the organism in Eukaryota, Viridiplantae, Streptophyta, Magnoliopsida, Solanales, Solanaceae. Gene Ontology annotation, molecular function: metalloendopeptidase activity; zinc ion binding. The record is from RefSeq and is a predicted model, not a curated record. Gene Ontology annotation, cellular component: extracellular matrix. Gene Ontology annotation, biological process: collagen catabolic process; proteolysis; extracellular matrix organization. The coding region runs from base 1 to 1077 and encodes 358 amino acids. The transcript has 2 exons.